UUCAAGUGUGAAUCUGGACACACUCUUGCAGCCCUGCCAUUUAAUUGCACUGAUGCAAUACAACCAUAAAACUUCUAGAACAAUUAAUUUCAAAAUGAAUUUCCCGCCCAUUUGCAUAUAAACCUCUGAAAAUUCUCACACCUAUGUGCUCAUGUGACAAAUUUAUUGUCUUGUACAUAAAACUAUUAAAGUGGCCGGGAAAUCAACAAUUAGUAUGUUUAGCGAACCAAGAUGAAUGAUCAUCAGAUCCCUAGCUGAGAUGCAGACUAAUUUGUCCUUGUCCUUCUCUUUAGGAGACCUUUCUAAGCAUCAAACACAACACACAGCAGAGAAACCAUACAAAUGCCAGGAGUGUGGGAAAUGUUUUGCUCAGAAGACAGAUCUUGUGCCUCAUCUGAAGAUUCACACAGGAGAGAAACCAUACUCAUGCCAGCAGUGUAGGAAAGAUUUUGCUCACAAGUCAUACCUUGAAAGGCAUCAGAGAGUGCACACAGGAGAGAAACCAUACACAUGCCAGGAAUGUGGAAAAGCUUUUGCUCACAAGUCAGUUCUUGUGAGUCAUCAGGGAGUUCACACAGGAGAGAAACCACGCAAAUGCCAGCAGUGUGGGAAAUGUUUUGCUUACAGAUCAGACCUUGAGAGACAUCAAAGAGUCCACACAGGAGAGAAACCGUACACAUGCCAAGAAUGUGGAAAAGCUUUUGCUCAGAAGUCAGUUCUUGUGAGUCAUCAGGGAGUUCACACAGGAGAGAAACCAUACAAAUGCCAGCAGUGUGGGAAAUGUUUUGCUUACAGAUCAGACCUUGUCAAUCAUCAGAGACUCCACACAGGAGAGAAACCAUACAAAUGCCAGCAGUGUGGGAAAUGUUUUUCUUCCAAGUCAUUCCUUGUGAAUCAUUGGAGAGUCCACACAGGAGAGAAACCAUACAAAUGCCAGGAGUGUGGGAAACAUUUUGCUUACAGGUCAGUCCUUGUCACUCAUCAGAGAGUCCACACAGGAGAAAAACCAUACAAAUGCCAGCAGUGUAAGGAAUGUUUUGCUCAGAAGUCACACCUUUUGAGACAUCAGAGAGUCCACACAGAAGAGACACCAUACAAAUGCCAGGACUGUGGGAAAUGUUUUGUUUACAGGUCAGAUCUUGUCACUCAU
Messenger RNA from Sceloporus undulatus (fence lizard), 1150 nucleotides. Its product is annotated as zinc finger protein 525-like. NCBI's taxonomy places the organism in Eukaryota, Metazoa, Chordata, Lepidosauria, Squamata, Phrynosomatidae. The annotation marks the transcript as partial. The transcript has a single exon. The record is from RefSeq and is a predicted model, not a curated record.